ACGCAUACAUACAUAACCAUAUAGCAGCGUCUCCUUGGUGCAUAAUUUCUAGAUCCAAGUAAUCCCAUACACAGAAGCCAUGGACGCCAUAGAUUCAGUCUUCGAUCCACUCAGAGACUUCUCCAAGGACAGCUAUCGUCUUGUCAAGCGUUGCCACAAGCCCGAUCGCAAAGAAUUCACCAAGGUUGCGUUCCGUACAGCCGUCGGAUUCGUGGUGAUGGGAUUCGUUGGCUUCUUCGUCAAGCUCAUCUUUAUUCCUAUUAACAACAUCAUUGUCGGCGCUGCUUGAGUUUUGUAGGGGAUGGAUGCAACAUCAUACAGCAACACUUGAAGGACUAGCUACUUGAUUUGGGAAUAGAAAUCUUUCAUUGUAUUUCUUAGGUUAAUCUUUUUCCAGUCUAUACGUUCUUUCAAUAGUUAUGUGUUAUUAGUUUGUUAGAACUUGAUGAACUUUUUCCCAUUUUGGUGGCAACUUACUGUAGAGUCCAUCACGGGUUGAUGGAAAAGAAAUUUGACUUUACAACAAUUUUAUGAAAUUAUAUGAUCAGAACCGGGUGAUGUCUGUUUUGAGAUGCU
Daucus carota subsp. sativus is the source of this 576-nucleotide messenger RNA. RefSeq names its product protein transport protein Sec61 subunit gamma-1-like. The transcript is spliced from 3 exons. The record is from RefSeq and is a predicted model, not a curated record. Gene Ontology annotation, cellular component: Ssh1 translocon complex; membrane. Gene Ontology annotation, biological process: post-translational protein targeting to membrane, translocation; protein targeting. Bases 80 to 289 code for a protein of 69 amino acids. Gene Ontology annotation, molecular function: transmembrane protein transporter activity. NCBI's taxonomy places the organism in Eukaryota, Viridiplantae, Streptophyta, Magnoliopsida, Apiales, Apiaceae.